Molecule: messenger RNA, 1834 nt
Organism: Lymnaea stagnalis (great pond snail)
Lineage: Eukaryota; Metazoa; Mollusca; Gastropoda; Lymnaeidae
Source: the annotation of a GenBank genome assembly
CUGAUACAUGGUGUCCUAUACUUACUGACGAUCCCCUCUGGGUAUUUGCUGCUGGUCAUUUUUUCAAUCUGCAACCUGAAUGAUGUUUCAUGGGGCACAAGAGAAGUGCCUACAAAGACCCAAAGAUUGGAAAUGGAGAGGAGAAAAAAAGAAAAAGAGGAAGAAAAGAAGAACAAGCCAAAGAAAGAUUUUCUGGCCAGGAUAUUCAACAGGGGAGAAGGUGAAACAGUUUUGUCAACCAGCAGGAUUGUAACUUUGUGCAAGUUGGGGCACUUUUGCCCCUUGCAUAAAUUUAAUUAAAAUGCAUUAGUUUUGUAUUGAUAUCUCAUACAAUAAAUGACAUUUGAGAGAGGGAAGUGCCUAUAGUUAAGAUGAUGUUUUAUAAAAGUUAAACACACGAUAUUCAUUGUUUUUACAAUGCUGUUAAGUUCAAAAUUUAAUUAAAUUAAGAACAUGCAGCAAGAUCUUAAGAAGCUGAAUUAUUUUAUUUUUAAAGGGGGAUUCACAAGCUAUCCAUGUUAUUUGAAGAUCCAUCAUCCAUUGAAAUGCAUUUGAUCAAGCCACCUUUUUAUUUGUGCCAUCCUAAAUCAUCUCUAUAAAUAUUUUAUAUACAUUUUAUCUCUACACGAGUUAAAGAGGUUAUGGAAUACUGAAAAUAGUUCUUUAAUUGUUAUUUUGAAUGUAUUUGCAAUUUAUAAUAAUAGUACUCAAGCAUAUAUUAUAUACACUUAAACUUAUAAUAAUAAUACUCAUUAGAUAAGACCCAUGAAAGUGCACCUUCAUUUUUUAAUGUUAUGUCUUAUAUUUACCAGAACACCUGAAAGAAUUAACCAACCUGGUAAAAAUUUUGAUACCUGAAUGUAACCAACAGACAAAUCUUGUGACUGGUGAGAUGUCUGACCAAACAGUUAUUAACUUACUGAAAAGUAUUGAGGAGAAACUAGCAGUAAGUAGUUUUAUUUAAGAUUUAUUAAAAAUGUGUGGUGCUUUGUAGGUAUCCAUCCUGGUUGAAUGAAAAAAAUUAACAAUAAAUUAAUAAUUUUAAAACAUUUCUUCCCAAAAUUGUAUCACUCUACUUACCUGCGUAAUGUAAUUUUAUCACUCUACUUACCUGCGUAAUGUAAUUGUAUCACUCUACUUACCUGCGUAAUGUAAUUUAUUUACAAUCUAUGUCCUUGGAAGAAAAAAUUUCAUAAUAAUAAUUAUAGAAUUAAUUGCAUUUUGAUCUCUAUUUUUAACCUUUAAAAACACCCUAACCCCUAGCCUGGUAAUUGAAUGGGCCUACAAUUUUCUGUCUGCUAAAUAUCUAAAUCAGUUAAAUUCUGUGUCUGUGUAUUUUUGCGGUCAACGACUUCUUAUUAGAAAUGGAUGCGUUUUUUUAUGGUCCUUCUUCAGGUUUUCCCUAAAUUUAAAAAUAAAAAAUGUGUUUCCCUAAAUUGAGUAUACUGUGAACACUAAUCAGUCACAAUUUAUAAGCACUGUUGUGCCAAAGUUAUAUACUAAUAUUGAUAAAUUCAUCCCACCCUGCCAGAAAAUGGUUCCCAAUGAAGGCACUCUUGCACAGGUUGUUGUUGAGCAGCCUCACGGCAGCAAGCCUCAAAUAUCACGACACUCUUUUGACAUUCAUCGAACCCUGCCCAAGACAAUAGAUGAGCCAGAGGUUGAGCUGCCUCACGGCAGCAAGCCUCAGACAUCACGACACUCUUCUGACAUUCAUCAAACCAUGCCCAAGACAAUAGAGGAGCCAGAGGUUGAGCUGCCUCAGUGCCCAGUAGCUGAACCAGCAUUAGUAGCUGUCAACCCAGCAGAACCAGUAAGUUUUUCUGUAACAUAA